This is a messenger RNA of Closterium sp. Naga37s-1, 423 nucleotides long. NCBI's taxonomy places the organism in Eukaryota, Viridiplantae, Streptophyta, Zygnematophyceae, Desmidiales, Closteriaceae. The record is from the annotation of a GenBank genome assembly.
AUGCGUGGCUUGACCCACGAGACAUCCACCAACCUGUGGGAGCACACACACAAGGGCACGGUGAAGGUGCCGGUGCGAGGGAGUAACUGGCAGGACAUCCCACGCCGCAUCAUCGAGGAGGCGGUGCAGCGCGCGAUAGCGUGGGAGGUGUCCGCGGACGCAGGCGACAACAUGCAGUAUGUGACGGCGCUGCGCGAGGCCGUACGGACGAGCAAACCCGUCCUCACGAAGAAAUUCCGUCCUGCAAAUGUGGACGAGGACCUGGACGCGGUUAUGUGGGUGUACCGCGAGGCACAUGGGUCCGACAUGGACGCAUUCGCAGGGUGCAUGAGGGCGGUUGGCAUCCCGUCCCCAUCCACCGCGGUGAGGGCUGCGUUUAUGCAAUUUCGUGUGGCAUGUGCACCACUAUCAUCGGACACUUGA